AUGGGUUCGACAUCAACAACCUUUCCCCGCAUCAAAGAGAUUCGGACAUUCAUCAUCAAUGGAGUAGGAUCUGGAGGUGACUACCACAAUGUCAAGGGUGGCCAUUGGCUGGUGGAUAGCAGUAUAUCUACACCCAUGACACGAUGGGCACAAUAUCGUGGCUCGCGUACAUCUUGGGGAAUCAACGUCUUGGGUUCCUUCUGUGUAGAGAUUGAAGCCACCGAUGGAUCCAAGGGCUUUGCAACUGGAUUUGGUGGUCCUCCGGCUUGCUGGCUGGUGCACCAGCAUUUCGAGCGAUUCUUGCUCGGCGAAGACCCCCGGGAUACCAACAAUCUGUUCGAGAAAAUGUACCGCGGAUCCAUGUUCUACGGCCGAAAGGGGCUUCCAGUGGCUGUCAUCUCGGUGAUCGAUUUGGCUCUCUGGGAUCUUCUGGGGAAAAUUCGCAAUGAACCUGUCUAUAAGCUCAUCGGUGGAGCUACCCGUUCGCGAUUGGACUUUUACUGCACAGGCCCGCAGCCUGCCUCGGCAAAAUCAAUGGGAUUCUCGGGGGCUAAGGUUGCUCUGCCUCAUGGCCCCGAUGAAGGAACGGAAGGCUUGUUGAAGAAUGUGCAGUACCUCCGUUCGCAGCGUGACAGUGUUGGUCCAGACUUCCCCUUGCGCGUGGACUGCUAUAUGUCUUUGAAUGUCCCUUAUACAAUCGAGCUCGUAAAACGAUGUGAGGCCGAGGGUAUCAACAUUGACUGGUGGGAGGAAUGUUUGACCCCUGACGACUUUGACGGCCAUGCUCUUCUCAAGAGAGCCCACCCCACAGUUAAGUUCACCACUGGUGAGCACGAAUACUCCCGUUACGGAUUCCGCAAACUCGUUGAGGGACGUAACCUGGACAUUCUCCAGCCAGAUGUGAUGUGGGUUGGUGGUAUGACGGAACUUCUCAAGGUCUCAGCACUCGCUGCCGCAUACGAUCUCCCUGUCGUGCCUCACGCCUCAGGUCCUUACUCGUACCACUUUGUGGUCUCUCAGCCCAACACACCCUUCCAGGAGUAUCUUGCCAACUCUCCUGAUGGAAGAAGUGUUGAGCCGGUCUUCGGAAACCUCUUCUUGAACGAGCCCAUCCCCACCAAGGGAUACCUCGAUGUCUCAAUUUUGGACAAGCCAGGAUUUGGCCUCGAGCUCAACCCAUCUGCACCUUUGAUCAAUGCUGCUUCUAUCCUCACUCCAGCGCCUCAGAAGAGCUUAUCAUUGCCCGCGGAGAAUGAGCAGAACGCCAAUGGAACAGCUUAG
This is a messenger RNA of Aspergillus wentii DTO 134E9, 1281 nucleotides long. Its product is annotated as L-rhamnonate dehydratase. Bases 1 to 1281 code for a protein of 426 amino acids. The record is from RefSeq and is a predicted model, not a curated record. Gene Ontology annotation, molecular function: magnesium ion binding; L-rhamnonate dehydratase activity. Lineage: Eukaryota; Fungi; Ascomycota; Eurotiomycetes; Eurotiales; Aspergillaceae. Gene Ontology annotation, biological process: carbohydrate catabolic process. The transcript has 3 exons.